Molecule: messenger RNA, 2071 nt
Organism: Psammomys obesus (fat sand rat)
Lineage: Eukaryota; Metazoa; Chordata; Mammalia; Rodentia; Muridae
Gene: Ccdc134
Product: coiled-coil domain containing 134
Exons: 7
Coding region: 134-823 (229 amino acids)
Source: RefSeq, a predicted model, not a curated record
CUCCGGGCGCAGCCGGCCGGGUGCUCUGGAGUUCCGCGCUUUGCCUGAGUUGGGUGCUUCCGGGAGCUGAGCUGCACGCCGAGGGGCUGCUCCCACCUCCUUGCACCGCCGGCCCGGCUCCAGAGUGUCAGAUAUGGACCUUCUUCAGUUCCUGGCAGCCUUCUUUGCCAUCCUGCUCCCUGGCACAGAAGUCACAGGCACCCUAAAGACCACUGUGGACCCAAGCCUCAAGAUUUACAAGAAGAUGUUUGAGGUGAAGCGGCGAGAGCAGUUGGUGGCACUGAAGAACCUGGCACAGCUGAACGACAUCCACCAGCAGUACAAGAUCCUUGAUGUCAUGCUUAAGGGACUCUUUAAGGUGCUGGAGGACUCCCGGACAGCGCUCACUGCCGCUGCUGUGCUCCCAGAUGGGCCCUUCCCCCAGGACGAGAAGCUGAAGGAUGCUUUCUCCCAUGUGGUGGAGAACACAGCCUUCUUUGGCGAUGUGGUGCUGCGCUUCCCAAAGAUUGUACACCACUACUUCGACCAUAAUUCCAAUUGGAACCACCUCAUCCGCUGGGGCAUCAGCUUCUGCAAUCAGACAGGUGUCUUUGACCAGGGACCCCACUCACCCAUCCUCAACCUGAUGGCCCAGGAGCUGGGGAUCACUGAGAAGGACUCUGACUUCCAGAACCCAUUUAAAAUAGACCGGACAGAGUUCAUUCCUAGCAAUGACCCUUUCCAGAAGGCCUUGAGGGAUGAAGAAAAACGCCGGAAGAAGGAGGAGAAGCGGAAAGAGCUCCGAAAAGGCCCAAGAAUCUCAAGAUCACAGUCUGAAUUGUAGCCCUGGAGCAGUGUGGGCCUCAGAGGCCGGCAAGAGGCCGGUCGGAAGAGGCAGUAGCCUUGUAGCUGUGCUGUAGCAGCAUCAAGCACCUUGGUGAGCACCAGCCACUUCCAGAUGGGGACCCUAUGUUUGCUGGGUCCUCAGAGGCCACGUCUGAGACCUGGCCAAAAAGACAGAGCUUUCAGGAUCUUAGGGCACACCAAGGGGGCCUUGAGAGGACACUGUUUUACAGACAGGACCAUGUAGGCAAACUGCUUGGGGGAGGCUGGUUGAAGGAACUCCUGGCCUGGAUCCCCUUGGUGAGGGCUGCAGGCCAGCUGCUGUCCUUCGUGAGGAAGCAGCAGGACCAGGCUCUGGGUUACAGGUGAAGGUGCCAUUCUUGCAGCUCGCCUCACUGUGUUCCUGGGCUGCCUGUUCACCGGUCUAGCUCUCUGCAGAGCAACACUAAAAGCCAGCAAGUCUGCCCUCACCAAGGCUGCUGAGGAGGCUGUAAGGGCAGCAGGAGCUUCUGGAGAUGCCAGAACCAGCCUGGAGUACAUUUCUCUCUCAUCAAGAGGGAGCCCCCAGCCUCUGCAGUGCAGAGAAGCAAGAGCUUGGUCUAGCCCUCCUACUGCUGCCCUUCAUAAGGGACCAGUUUGGAGAGGGAACCCAGAGGUGUCCUGGGAGGGUAUUUAUUUCAAGGAGAUGUUACAAGGACAUGACCUCUAUUCUCAGAUAACUGGGGACAGUCAUUGAGCUGGUUCAGGGGACAAUCAACUUGUUCUCUCUGCUGCUAAAAGAUCCUGCCUCUGUGUGGGGAGAGGCUAUGGGGGACAGGUUGCAGGAGGCUGUGCUUUGUAAUGGGGCUACUGUAGCUGGAUUGAUCAGUGGGCUUCCCAGUUCAAGGUUCAAGCAGAGUCCUGAGGCCACAGGGCAGGAAGCUGUGGAAAGAGUUAGGCCCUCAGAGGGCAGCCUGGUUUCUGACUCUCAAGGCAGGUGGCUGCUUUGGCUCCAUUGAAAUUACAGCGCCACCUCUUUGAUCUUGCCAAGCCACAAAGUAUUGCCUACAGGUGUGGAGACACAUCAUUUCUGCACCCCCCUCCAGCUAUACCCCUACCUUCAAGAACACUUACUGCUGACAGUGUUCAAGUGAGACCUGAGUCUUAGCCUGACUGACCUGGCCUGUCUCUGCCUCUCUGCCUUCCCCAUGCUGUGCCUUCCUUGGUAAAAUAAAUGUGAUGAUGUCCGAACCCUCUGCCAAGCACUAAA